AGUACACCUACGGAACAUAAUACAUAUUACUACGUCAAGCAAAUAGAAUCGUAGAUACGCGAGACGAGGUUACACACGGAGCUUGCAGACGUUACCACGUAGCUUGAAGCAUACGUUUUACCUGAGAGUAAUUGGUUUUCGCGAUAUUUGCAUAGCAAAAUUUAGGCAUGGAAAGAGCGCUAUGUCCUCGCCUUUUAGAAGGGGCUACAAGCAAUUUGCGGACGAGGCCCCGUUUCCUUACGCAUCCUCGCUUGGCAACACGCUGCCGUCCCCCUUUGCUGGCUGCACUUCGGCAGCCCGAAAAGCAAACAGAACAUGAAGGAUUGGCCAAGGAGCCAAAGCCCGACUAUUCCUCAGCAUCAGCAGUGCGCCGCCUUGUCAUGGGCAUCACGGCUGGCUGUGGCGCCUGGGCUUCAGCUGCGCUAGCAGCGACUGCCCGCAUCGACAGCGCGGACCCGUCUGUCGUCAUUGGGCCAUCCAGUGAAACACUGCUCGGAUAUGGGCCAGACUUCUCCUUCACGUCUCUUUUGUUCUUCUCGCUUCUAGGCUACUUCUUCGUCCAGGCCGUGUUGUACCUGUCAGAUAACGCGCCUGACGGUCUAGACAAGGAGCCCGACGACCCGGACCACCCCACGCACCACCCCCGCCAGCAGCCCCCCGGCUCCUCCCCCCGCUCCGGCCCCGGCUCCUCCCCCCUAGGCGGCGAUCUGGGUCGGGCGCCCAUCCGCUCCUACGUGGACAGCUCGCAGCCCGCCCCUGGCAGCGACCAGGACGCGGCGCAGCUGCGGAAUGCCAGCCUGGCGCGCAGUGCGGCGUACCGGGUGGCGGCGGCUGUCAGGGAGAGCCUGCCCCGCAUCCACUGCCUGGUGGAGGAGCUGGGGGCCGCCGCGGAGGGGCCCUGGCCGCCCCCGCCGCCCCGCUCCGCCGCGGUGGACCCGGUGGCGGAGCGGGUGUACCGGGGGGUGCUGCGGGAGCGGGGGGAGCAGGGUCCCGCCCCGCCUCCCCCGCUGUGUCCCCGCCAGCGUGCCGCCCUGGAGCGGGUGCUGCUGGAGGAAGUGGCGGAGGCAGCGGCGGCGGAGCAGGUGGGGGAGCUGAGCCGGCUG
Astrephomene gubernaculifera is the source of this 1103-nucleotide messenger RNA. The record is from the annotation of a GenBank genome assembly. NCBI's taxonomy places the organism in Eukaryota, Viridiplantae, Chlorophyta, Chlorophyceae, Chlamydomonadales, Astrephomenaceae.